AUGGCCUUUGGGUAUUUAGCAAGCAAGGAAGCAUGUUCCGUUUCCUUGAGAGACGAGUCUUCUUGGUCUCUUCCCCCGGGUUGUGAAGAAAUUAAAUGGAGAAAUUUUGGUGCGGACAUUUCACUUGAAGGAGUCAAUGAGUGGAAGAUACAAGAGAUCGGAUACGACGGAGUGGAAAAAUACAUCAAGCCACCUACGUUUUCUGAUAAUGUUGGUAAACUGGCACGUCAAGUGGACUGGAAGAAGUUGAUAGGUUCGGACGCACUUUAUGACAACCCAAACUCAAUAAAGAGUGAGAAUGAGGAAGUGGAGAACGUCGAGAAAAAGCCUGUUGAGUUCGAGGAGCGCGUUGUCCCGGAAGCAGGACCGUGGCACGGUGUCGCAAAGUAUUUACAUGAAUCUCUGCAACAAUUCAACGUUCUCCUUGACAACCUUGCGAUCAUGCGGGCGACCGACUACAUGAAACCGUUGACGAUUCUCGAUCCAAUUCAUGCAGAGUCAGCACCUAUGCAAUCCGAAAAUGCCGCAGCAAGUAAGGCCACGCAGUGGGUUUGGAAACGGAAGGCGUUGUUGGAAGCGAUGAGCGUUCUUGAAUUAGCACAGAGAUUACGAAACGUCGAGGUCGAAGAUGAGGUUCAUCAGCAGAAGAGUCAGUUCUUUAUGGAAUUGACGAAAAUGCGUGAGUACUGGAGGGUUCGAAAAACCGGUGAUCAUAUCUACGGCGAUCUUGGCUACCGUAUAUUCGGCUCCAAGUACAAUCCGCGAGAACUGUUCGAUAUAACAAGAAUUUCAUUGCCUCCUGGAACGUCAAUCGAUGUGACUGUUCCUCGAGACCUGACACGUCGUUCAACAUUGUCUGUCUCAAUUGUCAAAGAUGAUUACACCAAUCGUGAUUUGUUCGCCAGUUUGGACGAUCAUCAAUUUGAAUAUAUGAAGAUCGAUGAUAGCAAAAUUGAAUCCAUCCAUUGGAGCGAUGCUCUCAAGUGGGCUCAAGAAACUCUGAUAUGUAAAGAUAUUUUCAACACGCUAUGCUCUGAUGCUGUUCAAAUGCGAAAUCGUUUGUCUACAAUCCGGGAUGGAGUACUGCUCGUCAGUCUGUACAAUGAUUACCUUCUUCGCGUUGAACUCAAGUAUCAUCCAUUCAGGGAAGGAGAUUUACCAGAGGAAGGAUGUUCCUAUUUGAAUCGAUCCCUUCGGGAAAUGAUGGUUGCGCAAGAGUGUACUCGGUGGGUGCGACCGCAAACGUUUGUAUCUCUACCCCUGACGAAUCUCAGUGAAGCACUGGAUGCUCGUGGUCCAAGAGCUUUCACUGGACGAGAGAUCGAAAGUCGCGCUCAUAAACCGCAAUUUUUGCUCGAGAAAUUGAUUACCGUUGCUUCACACUAUUCUUUGGUGGAGAUGGCACGCAAGACAUUGGAAGAAUUCAUGACGACCACACGUGAUCCUCAAGUGCGUGUUUUCAAUGUGGCUGUCUAG
Messenger RNA from Haemonchus placei, 1476 nucleotides. Lineage: Eukaryota; Metazoa; Nematoda; Chromadorea; Rhabditida; Trichostrongylidae. The record is from the annotation of a GenBank genome assembly.